Panicum virgatum (switchgrass) is the source of this 1224-nucleotide messenger RNA. RefSeq names its product F-box/LRR-repeat/kelch-repeat protein At1g09650-like. The record is from RefSeq and is a predicted model, not a curated record. The coding region runs from base 1 to 1224 and encodes 407 amino acids. The transcript has a single exon. Gene Ontology annotation, molecular function: protein binding. NCBI's taxonomy places the organism in Eukaryota, Viridiplantae, Streptophyta, Magnoliopsida, Poales, Poaceae.
AUGGCGGGCUCCGACGAGAAGCGCCGCCGGAUCUUGGCCGCCGCCAUCCCGGAAGAUCUGCUGAUAUCCGAGGUCCUGGCCCGCCUCCCCGUCCGGUCCCUCGCCCGCUGCAGGUGCGUGUGCCGCUCCUGGCACGCCGGGAUCGCCGGCGCCGCCUUCGCCCGCCGCCACCUCGAGCUGUCCCGCGCGAGGCCGCCGCCGCUGUCCGUGCUCGUCAUCCCCCGCGAGAUCGACGACGACGACGACCAAGCCACGACCGGGGAGAUCAGCUUCCACCGCCUCGUGCUGCCGCCGCCAGGACGCACCAUCGCCGCCGAGGCAGAUCUCAUGCUCGAGAAGGCGUGGCCCGGGGGCAUCACGCGCCUCAUCUUCCCCACGCACUGCGACGGCCUGGUCGCCGUCGCCACGACCACGGACACGGUGUUCGUCUGCAACCCGGCCACCAGGGAGUUCGUCGCGCUGCCGCCCGGCAGCCGCAACGCCGAGCGGGACCGCCUGGAGAACAUAGCCCUGCCGGUGGCUCUCGGCUUCGACAAGUGGCGCAACAGCUACGUCGUCGCCAGAUACUUCUACCGGAUGUACGGCCGGAUAUCCUACGACGAGAUCACCGGCGAGAGCUCGCAGGACUACGACAUCGGCCACGAGGUGUUCCCGCUCGCCGGCGGCGGCGGCGGCGGCGCAUGGGAGCUCACCCAAGACCCACCGCACGCCAUCGGGUUCAAGAGGCCCAUCUGCACGCGGCGGGCCUUCUACUGGCACUCCGACGUGCCCAGGCCGCGGCUGAUGCGGUUCGGCCUGCAGCACCGGGCGUUCGACGUGGUGCCUCGCCCUCCCACCGGCUGGAGCUCCAUGGACGACAUGACGGAGCUAGCAGACGGCAAGCUCUGCUACGUGCACGCCGCCGCGAAGGCGUCGUUCCAGGUCUGGCUGGCAGACGAGAGGCCGGAGCUGCAGUGGUCGCUGCGCUGCCGCAUCAAUCUCGUCGACCCCGAACCCAAAUGCAGCUACAACCUCAUGCCGGUCGCCGCCGACGGGGACGUGCUCGUGGCCAUUGUCGGCGAGAAGGUGUGCAGGUGCAACAUGCAGAACGGAAGCGUGGAGGAAGUAGUGGACAAGCUCCAGCUGCAAUACGAGCGACCAGACGGAUCCAAGUACCUGUGCCAAUCAUAUUACUCCAUUCGCUAUGCCACGCCCUACAUGGAGAGUUUGGUCUCACCUCGCUAG